Gavialis gangeticus (Gharial) is the source of this 1348-nucleotide messenger RNA. RefSeq names its product activator of HSP90 ATPase activity 1 (gene AHSA1). The record is from RefSeq and is a predicted model, not a curated record. The coding region runs from base 97 to 1119 and encodes 340 amino acids. Gene Ontology annotation, cellular component: cytosol. Gene Ontology annotation, molecular function: protein-folding chaperone binding; ATPase activator activity. The transcript has 9 exons. NCBI's taxonomy places the organism in Eukaryota, Metazoa, Chordata, Crocodylia, Gavialidae. Gene Ontology annotation, biological process: protein folding; positive regulation of ATP-dependent activity.
CUGGUGACGGAAGCCGGGAGGCGGCGCGGCUGCCGGCGCUUCUAGUAGAUUCUACAGCGGCGGCGGCGGUAGCGGCAGCGGCGGGUCCGGGUCCCGAUGGCCAAGUGGGGCGAGGGAGACCCGCGCUGGAUCGUGGAGCAGCGCGCCGACGCCACCAACGUCAACAACUGGCACUGGACAGAGCGCGACGCGUCCAACUGGUCAACGGAGCGGCUGCGCGCGCUGCUGCUGGGGGUGCGCGUGCGGGGUGCUGAGGGCACGUGCGAGGUGACCGAGGUGAGUCGGCUCGAGGGCGAGGCCUCCAUCAACAACCGCAAGGGCAAGCUUAUCUUCUUCUACGAGUGGAGCCUACGCCUGGCCUGGACGGGCACAUCGGCAGCAGGGGUGACAUACAAGGGCUACGUGGAGAUCCCCAACCUCUCGGAUGAGAACGACGUGGAUGAGGUGGAGAUUGGCGUUGGGCUGGUUAAAGAUGAGCCUGACACAAACUUGCUGGCCUUAAUGAAGCAAGAGGGCACAAGGCUGAUCAGAGAUGCAGUGAGCACAUACAUCAGCACCCUAAAAUCAGAGUUCACCCAAGGCAUGAUCUUGCCCACAGUGAAUGGUGAGCAGACGGAGCCAGCUCCACAGCUGAUGCCCAGAGCAGAGGAGCAAAAGACCACUGCUAAUACUAGCACUGCGGCACCUCAGCCUAAAUCCAUAGGAGUCAAGAUCCCCACCUGUAAAAUCAAUUUGAAAGACACUUUCCUAACAUCUCCUGAGGAGCUCUACAGAGUGUUCAUCACCCAGGAGAUGGUGCAGGCUUUCACCCAUGCACCAGCAGCUGUAGAUGCUGACAAGGGAGGGAAGUUCCAUCUGCUGGAGGGCAGCGUCAGUGGAGAGUUUAUCAACCUAGUCCCAGAGAAGCAGCUUGUUAUGAAGUGGAGAUUUAAAUCUUGGCCAGGUGGGCACUUUGCAACCAUUACCUUGAACUUCAUUGAUAAAGGUGGUGAGACGGAAGUGUGCUUGGAAGGCAAGGGCAUUCCUGCCAGUGAGGAAGAGCGAACACGGCAAGGCUGGCAGCGUUACUAUUUUGAGGGCAUUAAACAGACAUUUGGCUAUGGCGCCCGCUUGUUUUAACAUCAGCUGCUGGCAGGUCUCUGCCCAAAGGUUCUGCCGUGUGGACUAAUUGGCGUCUCAUCUCACGUCUUCUGUUCUUGGCAUCGCUGCUAUGAAGAGUGGGAUGGCAGCACCAUGAGGAAAGGCCACUUGUAGCCCUCACUGCUUCGUGCAUGUCUCAUGCCGUGGGGGCAUCUGUCACUUGUAUAUACAUCUAUUGCUAAAUAAACUUAACUUAAAAAAAGAAACC